AUGGAUCCUGAGACGGUGAGACUCUGUGCGUGGAUCAUCAAGAGUCAUUUCGGGGAUAUGGUCUCGCUGGUGGUGCAAACAUUGGUUGCUCAUGGACGACUAUCGUUCCGAGAGCUCGUACUGUUCACCAAACUAAAGCCACGGGCAAUUGCUGCAUCUCUCAUCGUCCUCUCACAACAUGGUCUCUUGUGGCACUCAAACGUUCAAGACGACGAGCGAUACGAAUGUAAUGUCGACGAAUGCCUCCAACGCCAGCGAUUCGGCAAGUUUUUGCUGAUCGCCAACGAUUUGUAUGGGGAAUAUGGAGUACUGGUCGUACAGACUAUCUUGGAUCAUGGGCGAGUGCGCUUUCCUCAACUCAUCGAGGAGUUGCCACAGAUAGAACGAGGCAGGCUACAAAAGCUCGUUCGCAGGAUGCUUCAAAAGCGAUUCAUCAAAUCCACAACGGAGUAUUUAACAAAGUCAAGGGCCGACCGCAUCGCCGACGCCGAGAAUCGACUUUUGAUGGCGGACGUAACGACGAAAAAUGUCGCAGUAGCCUCUGCAAAACGACUGGCAGAGAAAAGGUUGGAAGCUGAAGAACAAGUCGCUGCCCGGGAAAGGGAGGUAGAGGCACUAGGACUGAAACUAUCCGAGUCAAAGGCCACAACCAAGUCGAUGAAAGGAAAAGACAAAGACAAAGAAAAGGAGAUAGAUGAGACCAUUUGGUUGCGCAUCAACUUUACGACCUUUAACAUAUGCCUACGGAAUAGUCUAAUAGAAUCCGCCGUAAGAGCACGCUAUAACGAACCGGCUGCCUCAGUGAUGCGGGCUGUCUUGAAGGCGACAGAGAAGAAUAUCGUCGGAUCUAAUGGCAUUCUCGAAGAAAUGAGCGAGGAUGACAACCUGGCCUCUGGUUUAGCUACCCGAGGAAGCUCAAAGUCAAAUGCAUCGCUGCUUAAAGAAUACAUCUCCAUGUUGUCUACCUCGGAUACGCUGUCACCAUCGAGUGUCAGCUCGUCGUUCUUGUCGUCGGGCUCGACGGGGAUGAGCAGCAAAGUCCAAGUAGACUUUAUUGGAAUCUACCGCAAACUUAAAUUAGCCGUCCUUGAAGGAUAUGUUCGGGAGAGAUGGGGCCCGCUUGCUGUCCGUAUUGUCAAGAUUCUUUUGGCCAUGGGGAUGAUGGACGAACGUCAGCUCGCAAAAGUUGCGAUGAUCUCACCAGAUUCGAUCCGACCAUUGAUAUCUGUCCUGUCUGGGGCGUCUAUCAUCACCUCGCAAGAAGUACCCAAAGGGAAAGAUUUCUUGCCGAGUCGUACAUCCUACUUCUGGCACGUCGACAUGAACAAGACGAAUGCAGUGAUGCUCUCGACGCUGAUGAAAACCAUGGCAAACAUCAUGGAGCGCAAAGCUGCCGAGUCGUCGACACCCCUGCUCAAGACCCUGCUGGAGACACGGAGACGGACAGAUGUAGCUGCCGACGAGAGCUUGUUGACAUAUGCGGAGAAGGAGCUACUGAGACAGUGGGAAGAAAAGAUGGUCAAGCUUGGUAUACUAGAGUCUCGUGUAGAUGAGGCCAUGUUCAUCCUCCGAGAGCUGCCUCUGGCUAGCUAG
Molecule: messenger RNA, 1593 nt
Organism: Serendipita indica DSM 11827
Lineage: Eukaryota; Fungi; Basidiomycota; Agaricomycetes; Sebacinales; Serendipitaceae
Source: the annotation of a GenBank genome assembly